This is a messenger RNA of Medioppia subpectinata, 2206 nucleotides long. Lineage: Eukaryota; Metazoa; Arthropoda; Arachnida; Sarcoptiformes; Oppiidae. The record is from the annotation of a GenBank genome assembly.
CAAAACAAUUGAAAUCACAUUUUGUGUCAUUUCUUGUCAUUUAUUUUAUGCACAAAUUGUUUGUCAAAAACUUUAAACAGUUGUCAAUCAAGAAGUGUUUGUUUUGUCGCCGAGAGAUGUUCUCGAAGACCAGCGCUAAGCCAAAUGGCGGCCAAUCGGUGGCCACACGUCUGUACGACCCGUCGAAAGCCGAUUACAAUCCCGUUUCGGACGCCAUCUGGAAAUCGGGCGAAAGAGUGCCGUAUUUGGCCUUCGCUUCCACUCUGAAGAUGAUUGAAGACACUUCCGGACGACUGAAGAUGAUUGAGAUUCUCAGCAAUUACUUCCGUUCGGUGAUCGCCCUCUCGUCCGACGACUUAAUCAAAUCCAUAUACCUUUGUCUCAACAAAGUUUGUCCCGAUUAUGAAGGCCUCGAAAUGGGAAUCGGUGAGUCGUUGAUAAUAAAAGCGAUCGCAUCGGCGACCGGAAGAACUAAGGAUCAAAUCAAAGCCGACAUCGAGAAGAAGGGAGAUAUGGGAACAGUGGCUGAAAUGAGUCGAUCCAAUCAGAAGGUGUUGUUCGCACCGCCGAAGCUGACCGUCGGCUCAGUGUUUGACAAAUUCAAAGCAAUCACUCAAAUGAGUGGUAACUCAACGCAAGACAAGAAGUGUAAAAUGAUUGAGUCUAUGUUAGUCGCCUGUCGUGACUGUGAGGCCCGAUAUCUCGUCAGAUCGUUGGCCGGGAAGUUGAGGAUAGGUUUGGCGGAACAGUCGCUCCUCAAUGCCAUCACUCAAGCGGUGAUUAUGACCAACAAUGAGAAGCUGAAGAGAGGGUCCGAUAAGUUUAAGACACAACUGGCCGACGCUUCCCUUAUACUGAAGACCGCUUACAGUGAAUGUCCUAAUUAUGACAAAAUCAUUCCCGUUAUGCUUAAGGAGGGCAUCGAAGCCCUUCCCACUCAUUGUCAACUGACUCCAGGCAUACCAUUGAAGCCAAUGCUCGCACAUCCGAGCAAAGGGGUCGACGAAGUGCUCAAACGGUUUGAUAAGUCGAAGUUCACGUGUGAAUACAAAUACGACGGCGAAAGGGCACAAAUCCAUUACUUAGACAACGGAAAUGUCUUUGUCUUCAGUCGUAAUCAAGAGAACAAUACCACUAAAUAUCCGGAUAUUAUUAAACGCAUCCCAAAUGCCAUCAAACCUGACGUUAAAAAUUUUGUCAUUGAUUCGGAGGCCGUGGCGUGGGAUCGACAGAACAAACAGAUCCUACCGUUUCAGGUGUUAAGCACUCGGAAGCGUAAGAAUGCCGAAGAGGGAGAGAUCAAGAUCCAGGUGUGUCUCUAUGUGUUUGAUCUCUUGUAUUUGAACGGCGAGUCUUUAGUGGCCGAACCUCUCAGCAAACGGAGGCAACUAUUGAGAGAUAAUUUCCAAGAAUGUGAGGGAGAGUUCACUUUCGCGCACUCGACAGAUGUCAACACCACUGAAGAGAUACAAGAGUUUCUCGAAGAAUCCAUUAAAGACAAAUGCGAGGGUCUUAUGGUUAAGACAUUAGAUGUGGACGCGAGCUAUGAAAUCGCCAAACGCUCCAAAAAGUGGCUAAAACUCAAGAAAGACUAUUUGGAAGGCGUUGGAGACACUCUGGAUCUGGUGGUGAUCGGUGGCUAUCGGGGCAAAGGAAAGAGAACCGGCGUUUACGGCGGAUAUCUGUUGGCCUGUUAUGAUGACGGCACUGAAGAGUUUCAGUCCAUCUGCAAAAUAGGAACCGGUUUUAAAGACGAAGAUCUGGAAAAUCACGCAAAUUUUCUCAACAAUCACACCAUUGAUAAACCCAAGUCUUAUUACAAUUACGACGACAGCCAUAGACCCGACGUGUGGUUCGACGCUGUGAUGGUGUGGGAAGUGAAGUGCGCCGAUCUGUCCAUAAGUCCGGUCCACAGAGCGGCCAUCGGUUUCGUUAACGACGAGAAGGGAAUCUCAUUACGAUUUCCACGAUUUUUGCGCAUUCGUGACGACAAGAAGCCAGAGAUGGCCACCACUUCGGCUCAGGUCUCGGAGAUGUAUAAAAGUCAGGAACAGAUCAAAGGCAACGACGAAGACGAGGAGGACUUCUAUUAAAAUUAAAUUAUUGAUUAAAACUUAUUUUAAAGUCUAUCACAAAUUCAAUGAAAUAAAGUUUGCAUUAAUUUUUAGUAAUUUUAAUGAAAUAAAUUACAAUUAAAUUUUACAAA